Molecule: messenger RNA, 3594 nt
Organism: Vombatus ursinus (common wombat)
Lineage: Eukaryota; Metazoa; Chordata; Mammalia; Diprotodontia; Vombatidae
Gene: CHSY1
Product: chondroitin sulfate synthase 1
Exons: 3
Coding region: 81-2534 (817 amino acids)
Cellular component (GO): Golgi cisterna membrane
Molecular function (GO): glucuronosyl-N-acetylgalactosaminyl-proteoglycan 4-beta-N-acetylgalactosaminyltransferase activity
Source: RefSeq, a predicted model, not a curated record
CUCGGAGGAGGCUGCUCCCGGGGGAGGUGGCUGUUUUUCAGGGGGCGAGGGAGGCUGUGCAGCCGGCGGGCAGUUGGGGAAUGGCUGGGAGAAGCCGCCGCUCCUGGCUCAGUGUGUUGCUAGGGCUCAUCCUGGGCUUCAUCCUGGCGUCAAGGCUGAUCCUGCCCCGCGCUUCGGAGCUGAAGAAAGCGGGUCACCGGCGCAAAGCCAGCCCGGAGGGCUGCCGUCUGCAGCAGCAGCUGCAGGAUCUGCCGCCACAGCAGCAGCAGCCCCCUGUGCUGUCGUUCGGCGGGGCGCGCGAGGACUCCCGGGGCUCGCUGCUUUGGUCUCCGGAGCUGGCCGCUGGCGGCCACCCGGACGACCUACCCCGGGCCAAGAACUUUCUCUUCGUGGGAGUCAUGACAGCCCAGAAGUAUCUGGAGAACCGAGCCGUGGCCGCCUACAAAACAUGGUCCAAGACGAUUCCUGGGAAAGUUGAAUUCUUCUCUAGUGAGGGUUCAGACACAUCUAUCCCAAUUCCUAUAGUGCCACUACAGGGUGUGGAUGACUCCUAUCCACCCCAGAAGAAGUCCUUUAUGAUGCUCAAGUACAUGCACGACCACUACUUGGACAAGUAUGAAUGGUUUAUGAGAGCUGAUGAUGAUGUUUACAUCAAAGGAGAUCGUCUGGAGAAUUUUCUAAGGAGUUUGAAUAGCAGUGAACCCCUCUUUCUUGGGCAGACAGGACUGGGCACAACAGAAGAGAUGGGAAAAUUGGCAUUAGAGCCUGGUGAGAAUUUCUGCAUGGGUGGUCCUGGUGUGAUCAUGAGCCGAGAGGUGCUUCGAAGAAUGGUACCACAUAUUGGAGAAUGCUUGAGAGAAAUGUAUACAACCCAUGAAGAUGUGGAGGUGGGACGGUGUGUCCGGAGAUUUGCUGGAGUACAGUGUGUCUGGUCUUAUGAGAUGCAGCAGCUAUUUUAUGAGAACUAUGAACAGAACAAAAAGGGUUACAUCCGAGAUCUGCACAACAGCAAAAUCCACCGAGCUAUAACUUUACAUCCCAACAAAAACCCUCCUUACCAAUAUAGACUGCAUAGCUACAUGUUGAGUCGCAAAAUAGCUGAAUUGCGUCACCGAACCAUACAGCUCCACAGAGAAAUUGUUCUGAUGAGCAAAUACAGUAACACAGAGAUUCACAAAGAAGAUCUCCAGUUGGGAAUUCCACCUUCUUUUAUGAGGUUCCAGCCACGCCAGCGUGAGGAGAUUUUAGAAUGGGAGUUUCUUACUGGAAAAUAUUUGUAUUCAGCUACUGAUGGUCAGCCCCCCAGGAGAGGAAUGGACUCUUCUCAGAGAGAAGCUUUGGAAGACAUUGUUAUGCAAGUCAUGGAAAUGAUCAAUGCAAAUGCUAAGACCAGGGGGCGAAUUAUUGAUUUCAAGGAAAUACAGUAUGGUUAUCGUAGAGUCAAUCCUAUGUAUGGGGCUGAAUACAUUCUCGACCUUCUACUCCUAUACAAAAAACAUAAAGGGAAGAAAAUGACUGUUCCUGUGAGAAGGCAUGCCUACUUGCAGCAGACCUUCAGCAAGAUCCAGUUUAUGGAGCAUGAAGAAAUGGAUGCCAAAGAAUUGGCCAACAAAAUUAACCAGGAAUCUGGAUCCUUAUCUUUUCUCUCAAAUUCCCUGAAGAUGUUUGUUCCUUUUCAGCUUCCUGGAUCAAAAAAUGAAAACAAAGAACCCAAAGAUACAAAGAUAAAUAUCUUGAUCCCUUUGUCUGGACGAUUUGACAUGUUUGUGAGAUUUAUGGGGAAUUUUGAAAAGACAUGUCUCAUUCCAAAUCAAAGUGUCAAGCUUGUUGUCUUACUUUUCAAUUCUGACUCUAACCCUGACAAAGCAAAACAAGUAGAAUUGAUGAGAGAUUAUCGUGUUAAAUAUCCUAAAGCUGAUAUGCAGAUUUUGCCAGUUUCUGGAGAAUUCUCAAGAGCUCUGGCACUUGAAGUUGGAUCUUCUCAGUUUAAUAAUGAAUCUUUGCUGUUCUUCUGUGAUGUUGACCUGGUGUUUACUACAGAAUUCCUACAACGAUGUCGAGCAAAUACGGUUUUGGGCCAACAAAUAUAUUUUCCAAUCAUCUUCAGCCAGUAUGAUCCAAAGAUUGUUUAUAGUGGGACAGUUCCCAGUGACAACCAUUUUGCCUUCACUCAGAAAACUGGCUUCUGGAGAAACUAUGGGUUUGGCAUUACUUGUAUUUAUAAGGGAGAUCUUGUUAGAGUAGGUGGCUUUGAUGUUUCUAUUCAAGGUUGGGGACUUGAGGAUGUGGACCUUUUCAACAAAGUGGUUCAAGCUGGUUUGAAGACUUUUAGAAGCCAAGAAGUUGGAGUAGUCCAUGUUCACCAUCCUGUCUUUUGUGAUCCUAAUCUUGAUCCCAAACAGUACAAAAUGUGCUUAGGGUCUAAAGCAUCAACGUAUGGAUCUACACAGCAGUUGGCUGAAUUAUGGCUAGAAAAAAAUGACCCAAAUUAUGGGAAAAGCAGCAAUAAUAAUGGCUCAGUGAGGACAGCCUGAUGUCCAGCUCUGCUGGAUAACUCUUUUUUUAAUUAUCUAAUUUAUUUUUAAAAGUUUUAAUAUGAUAGGUCAUUUUUGAAGUCCACACAAGGAUAUAUUUUAGAAGUGAUUUUCUUACAAAGAACUCCUUAGAGACUGAGCUUUUUGAACAAAAAUGUGAUCAAUAUUUGCCUUUGAACACAUCUUGUUGAACAUUAUGUAGCAAUCCUGCAUAAUUGUGACUUGAAAUAGAACUAUGAUGAACAAAAAAUCUUUUUUUUAACCUUUUCAUUCCAGACUUCUUUGCUAUGAUUCUAUAGUAGAGAACAUGAACAUUAAUGCAAAGUAUUAUUGUAACAAAACACUGUACCUUUGGUAAAUGUUCUGUUGUGACUGUUAACAUUGCACAGAUUCUACCUUUUUUCUUUUUCAAAAAGAUUUUUAUUUUUUAAAAAAGCCAUUACAUGUUCAAGUUUAUAAAAUAAGGAAAUAUGACGGUAGUUGUGUCAUUAUCUUCAAAAUUACUUUCAAAGGUUAUUUCACCCAAAUUAUAAUUUUGUUGUGAUUAUGUAACUUUUGGGGAAGGGGAAGUGGGAAAAGCACAAUAUGUUAUGUGGUUAAUCAUAGCAAUUUGUUUGGCAUUAAGUCCUAAAUGGAUUUGAAUCAUAUUCCAAGGGGAAUUUAGUAUUUCUCCUUUCCUGGUCCUUUAAAGCUGAAAGGCAAUAUGUUAAUAUUUAGUCUGGCAAUGCAGAAUUAUUGUUGCAAAUCUAAAGUAUGUAAGUAAACUUUAAAAAAAAAUUCCCUCCCUAAUGAGGACAUUGGGGGAAAAUAUACAGUGUUCUGUAUUUCUAACUGCAUUCACUUUAUCCCAUUUGUGUUAUGUUGAAAAUGGUUAUUUCAUUCUUUGAAAACUGCUUUAUUUUUCUGUAUCUGAUAUACCUUUUAAUUUAUUUAAUAACCAUGGCAUAGAUUCCUGUCCUGUUUUUGAAUGCCUGUUAGUUAUUAAUAUUUGUGUGUAUUAGGAAUUUAAAAAAAUCAUUGUUAGUGUAUGUCUUCUUUGCAGUAAACUGAUCUCCAAAGA